AUGAAUCGUCGAACGUCGAGCAAAGCGCGACUCCUUCUCGCCUUGCUUCUGAACGCCACCUUCUCGACUCUCGGCCUCGAAACACCAAACGUAACUCGAAACGAGGGACGUGCGAUUCCUGUCCACGAGUCGCUCGAGAAAUCCUCCUCCUCCUCCUCCUCUUCGGUGGAAGUGGAGGAGGAUCGACUCCCUUCGGAAAAUUCCAUCACAACGACGAUGGAAACCUAUCAAAAAUUGUCCAUCAACGAGAAGAACGUCACCGCCAAGGAAGAAUUUCGACCGAGCUUUCAUCUGGGCGAGAUCAAAGAGUCGAGAAUCGACAACCCCUUCAACGCCCCACGCCACUUCAACCUGGACGAUGGAGGGGCGACGAGGGACGAAUCGUACGACGAGCGAUCGAAGCGCCUCCAAGUGGUGUUUGGUCGAAACACCGGCGAUGAAAAUUUAAACCACGAGACCGUUGGAUCGUUGGGGGAGGAGGGGAGGAGCGACGGAGCGCGAAAGGAUCGCGUCACGUUCCGUGACGCAGCGUACGAGCUUCCUGGACACGACGCCCCGUUCAAGGAGCAGCACACGUUCCAUCAACGGUUGCCCAGCAGGGAGAAAGACGGGGCCACGCAAUCGUUCGAGCCGCAGGAUCAACAGAUUUUCGAGCAGGGGGUGGCGAGUUACGUUUGGGGGAAACCAUCCAAGUUUCAGGGCGACUCGUUGAAACCAGAGAUCGAGAUCCAUUCGAACGACCCGUUCCUCCAUUCGCCGGUGUUUCACGAUCGUCCGAUUCAGCAAUCGUACGAUUUUCAGAAGCCGAACGACGGAUUGGUUUACGUCCAAGAAUCCUCGUUCACCAGGACCAGAAAGUUUCCUUAUAGUUCGAUUUAUCAGCCGCACGUCGGAUAUCAACAACAGAUCGAAGUCGUCAACGAUUUGCGUCCAUCUUAUCCCGUUAAGAAAAGGGGAUCACCCUGGACGAAGAUCCUCCACUUGAUCGGCACGAUUCUGCCGCUGGGCCUGCUCAUAGCCGCCCUCACGCCGAACGUGGUCAAGGUUGACAACGCUACCCAGCCCAAUAUCGUCCUGUCGAAAUGGAGGGUCGCCGACCUACCGGUCGAGCAUAAGCAGGCGCGAUUCACGCCUGAUGCGCAGCCCGAUUGCGAGGAGAGAUCCGUCUGCCGCGUGAUCCUCGCCGGCGGUGACGCCGGAUCGACCGUGUUGCAGAAUAUCUUGUGGAAUUUGGCGACGAGAACAUCGACCGCAACGGCGAAGAAGAGCGGUCUUCACGAAGUUUUCAAGGCGGUGAAGAAGAGGGAUUGUGCCAACGUUCCCUGCCAAUCUCCCCUCUCAUCUUGA
Apis laboriosa (Himalayan honeybee) is the source of this 1347-nucleotide messenger RNA. RefSeq lists its product as uncharacterized. The record is from RefSeq and is a predicted model, not a curated record. The transcript is spliced from 4 exons. Bases 1 to 1347 code for a protein of 448 amino acids. NCBI's taxonomy places the organism in Eukaryota, Metazoa, Arthropoda, Insecta, Hymenoptera, Apidae.